UUAUUUGUAGUGAUAAAAUGGGUCUUCACUGUUACUCUAAUAAUUGGUCUUCACUCAAAACAUUUGUAUAUAUUUAUUAUACACUUCUCAAUGACUUAUUAGUCCAAAGUGGAUCUACUACUAAUUAUUCAACAAGUCUUGUAGUAGUAAUUCCUUUGGGUAACCAAGACAAGCAACACAUGAAAGGGUUCAUGUAUAUUUACAAAGGUGGCAUAGGACACCAAAGAAAGAAAGAUUUAGAACAUGGUGUUGAGAAAGAAAAGAAAUCAAGUUCACGAAGUUGGUUACAAAGGAUAAGAUAUCCAACUAGAAGUUACAAUCUUGAAAAAAAUGGUUGUCACAACAUUAAUCAUCACAAAGAUUUGGAUAUUGAAGGAUUUGUUGAUGCAAGGAAUUCAACAUCAUGUUUAGAAUUAGAAUCAAGAGGAGGGUAUGUGGAGGGAAGAAAAUCAGUGUCUUGCAUAGAAGCAUCAUCAUCACCAGCAACAAUAACAACAACAAGAUCAAGAGGAAUCAUAGUUGAAGAGGGAAGAAAAUCAGUGUCUUAUGUUGAAACAAAGUUAGCAAAUCAACAAAAAGAAGGUAAAUUUGUUGAGGCAAGAAAAUCAGUAUCACAAAUUGAAACAUUAUCCUCUGUAAUUGAAAAUCUUCAAGUUAAGGUUUUGGUCUCAGAUAUGCCAAGUUUCAUGCAAGUGCAUGCUUUUCGUUGUGCAAGAAGGACAUAUGAGAAUCUUGAAAAGUUUAGCUCCAAACACAUUGCUCAUAACAUAAAGAAGGAGUUUGAUAAAGCAUAUGGUCCGGUAUGGCAUUGCAUUGUAGGCCCAAAUUUUGGUUCUUUCGUUACACAUUCGACGGGGUGUUUUCUUUAUUUUUCAAUGGAAAAUUUAUACAUUUUACUGUUCAAGACCAAAGUUAAUAAGGCGUUGGGUUAAGGUACAUAUUAUUAUGUACCCAAAAAAAAAAGGUAUAUAUUUAUUAUAUUUAUAUAUAUAAGAUUUAGCAACCACCGUUUUUGCUGAAAAGUUUGUAUUCAAAUGACUUGUCUAUAAAUGAAAAUUAAAAUGUAAUCAAGUUCCAUUCAUACAAAAAUUCAUCCUCUCUUUAAUUUUUUUAUUUCAUGCUGAAUGACAAAUUGUAACAUCACAAAAUUCGGAAUCUUAUACAAGUGGGAGCGGGUUUCUUUUUCUCAA
Molecule: messenger RNA, 1190 nt
Organism: Cicer arietinum (chickpea)
Lineage: Eukaryota; Viridiplantae; Streptophyta; Magnoliopsida; Fabales; Fabaceae
Biological process (GO): microtubule-based process
Cellular component (GO): cytoplasmic dynein complex
Molecular function (GO): dynein intermediate chain binding
Source: RefSeq, a predicted model, not a curated record